Molecule: messenger RNA, 1440 nt
Organism: Exophiala spinifera
Lineage: Eukaryota; Fungi; Ascomycota; Eurotiomycetes; Chaetothyriales; Herpotrichiellaceae
Exons: 3
Coding region: 1-1440 (479 amino acids)
Biological process (GO): regulation of DNA-templated transcription
Molecular function (GO): zinc ion binding; sequence-specific DNA binding
Source: RefSeq, a predicted model, not a curated record
AUGGUGUGUGCAUCGGGUGUGGACUUUGUUGACGGACUCUACAGGGACACUCUUCCCCCAAUCAGCCACCUAGACUUGGAUGCAAUCAAGAGUGAUAGUAACGGGCAGUCUCGGUUCACCAUGCUGAAUGGACUCAGUAUCUCGACCGCCCCAAUGAGCAGUCCUACAACUACCAUGUAUUCCGGGCCUCCCGCUCCGUAUUCAUGCGCUCCUUCGACGGCGGGAUCUGCGUCAGGAUUGUCAGGUUAUAUCUCUCCUCCAGAGUCCACAACUCGACGCUCUACGCGGGACGAGAGAGAGUCACCAGGCCUACGCAAAUCACUUCCAUCGAUACACGAGGCGCUGGGUGACCGAUCAAUGUCACUCUCUGGCCCUCUGCCGGCCGCAUCCCAACAACCUCUGCUUGCGACUCCCACCACAACUGUAGGGCAGAGUUUCCCCGAUGGUCCAAAGGGACCCGCCAAUCCUUUUUCACAGCCUCCAGGUCCAGCACCUGUUCUCAGAGAUGUCUUUGCAGCCCCUGCAAAGAACGGCUCGCUACCUGACAAACCUCCCAUCCCUUCCGCUGACCCACGUCAACCGGUGUCUCAGCACUUUGGCUAUCCUGGGUCUCCGCCUUCUCAGCCGCCACCGCCUGCAUUCCGUUCCUCGUCACUAGCCAAUACGUCGUUUUCCAACCACAACGAUCACCUUCCAGCGACGUCACCUCAGUCCUACGAUCCUCCCAAAACGCAGUAUCCUUUACCUCAGUUCGGUGCUUCCGCAACCUCAAAUGUCCCAGUUCAGCAUGAACCAGUACAAUUUGGCGCUGGCACCAAAGGGGAUCUUUCCCGACCGCCAUAUUCCAGACCCGAUGAUAUUCAGUUCAGUGACAGCGUAAAGCGACAUUUGGACGUCUUUGAUGCAGAACUAGGAUUUAAUGAAAUUAGCGAGGCUUCCGCAGGGACGCUUGAUUUCGCCAGAGUGUGGGCUCCGCGCUUCCACCACGGUAGCCGCUCUGGCUAUUUCCACGAGGCGCUCCCAAGUCUGAGCGAAAUUGAUGACGCACUUCGCCAAUCGCAUCGUACUCUUGAGAACUUGACUCAUCUGCGGGAGUUGGUUCUUGUGAAUGAGAAUGCAAAGAUUGAAGAACGGGCUCGACAAGCUGAAGAAUACCGUGGCUUGCCUGAUGGGUACCGAAACCCCGGUCUAGCAGAUAGAGGCGAGAGAGACGCCAAAAAACAUCGACGUGGACAGAAGGCUGCACCACCAGGACGAUGUCAUAGCUGCAACCGCGCCGAAACGCCUGAGUGGCGAAGAGGGCCUGACGGAGCUCGCACACUAUGCAAUGCCUGUGGUCUACACUACGCCAAACUCACACGGAAAAUGGGUCUUAACAAGGCAGCAGCCUUGACGGGCUCAGGCUUGCGGCCAAAACAUCUAGACCAGACACGACCUUGA